Molecule: messenger RNA, 1377 nt
Organism: Prunus armeniaca (apricot)
Lineage: Eukaryota; Viridiplantae; Streptophyta; Magnoliopsida; Rosales; Rosaceae
Source: the annotation of a GenBank genome assembly
AUGGCGAGCCCAAUGACGCCGUCCCAUGUUGUUAUUGCCUAUGAUGCGACCAGGGACAGGGGUGAGCCGGAGCUUAAGCUCACUGUCGAUAGUCUUCGAGUGAGGGGUGACAUUUUACGUUCAGGAGAUACCAUCAUUUUGCUGGGCGUCUUGCACAGGGUGGUUCACCCCAUGGGAUUUCAUUCAAAACCAUUCCCAGAAUUUUUUGGAACAAGCAUUCGUGCAGUGGAGGAAGAAGUUACAAAGAAAGUUGACGUGUAUGUUAACAUGCUUCUUCAAAGUGCCGAAAAGUGUGAGAAUCAAGGGGUCAGCGUUGAAGUCAAAGUUACUGCUGGUUUUCCCAUUAAACAGGUUAUUUUGCAAGAGAUUAUGGCCUGUAAUGCAGCUUGGGUUGUGCUUGAUAGGCACCUUAGACGGGAUAUGAGGUUCUACCUUAAGCAGAUACCUUGCAAGGUUGCAAUAAUUCAAGAUAGCUUGGCUGUGGAUGUUGUGAGACCUCAUACAGCAGAUGAUACUGAUACUAUAGAACACAAAUUGUUUUAUUCAUUAUCCAAGCCUGUUCCACCAUUCACUUGUCGAGGUAAUGGAAACAAUGAGCACUCAUCCAUCGCUUGCAGAAGCUGCUCUGUAUCCGUUGGUGCACUGGAAAGCUCUGAUAUGCUUAAUACCAACUUGAUAACUUCAUCUACAUCUAAGUUACGAGACUAUAGUCCUUUGUUGGAUCUGUCGUCUUCCUCUAAGCAAGAAAAUUCAGGCACAAAAACCAAAGGAGAAGAUAAACACUCCAUUGUUCCCCAAAUCAACCAGGAACAAAAUAAAAGUGUCUUCCAACACCGAUCUUCGGAGGCCCCAAUUCUUUGUUCCAUCUGCGGAACAAGGACUGAAAUGUAUAUCAAAGAUUCUAUGACAUUCAGCUACUCAGAGAUACAGCUAGCAACAAAUGAUUUUUCAAAGGAGAACUUAUUAGGAGAAGGUGGAUACGGUCAUGUGUAUAAAGGUGAGCUCAAGGAUGGACAGCAGAUUGCAGCAAAGGUACGGAAAGAAGCAAGUCAACAAGGCUUUACAGAAUUUCACUCUGAGGUCUAUGUCUUAAGUUUUGCACGCCACAAGAACAUAGUCAUGCUGUUGGGCUAUUGUUGCAAGGAGAAUCUAAAUAUCUUGGUUUAUGAAUAUAUUUGCAACAACUCUCUUGAGUGGCACUUAUUUGAUGAUAACACAGCAAUCCUCGAAUGGCACCAAAGGCAUGCUAUCGCCAUUGGAACUGCAAAAGGAUUGCGUUUCCUGCACGAAGAAUGUCGUGGAGGUCCUAUAAUUCAUCGAGACAUGCGACCAAGCAAUAUACUUCUUACACACGAUUAUGUUCCCAUGGUGAAUUAA